Rhopilema esculentum is the source of this 7788-nucleotide messenger RNA. RefSeq names its product protogenin B. The record is from RefSeq and is a predicted model, not a curated record. Gene Ontology annotation, molecular function: protein binding. Gene Ontology annotation, biological process: cell-cell adhesion. NCBI's taxonomy places the organism in Eukaryota, Metazoa, Cnidaria, Scyphozoa, Rhizostomeae, Rhizostomatidae.
AUUGUAUCGGCAGAAAUACAAGAACUUUGGUUGCAUCUGCGAUUGAAAACGUGCUUUUGGAGUAAAAAAACCCCAAGAUUCAAGUUUUUCGCCUAAAACGAAGCUGUUUGCAUUGCCAGUUGAUUCAGCAGUUUUCAAGGUCGACCUUUGGUGCUUUCUAUCAGGGAAUUGAUGCCGAUCAGAUGUCAGUUCAAGGAGUUUUUAUAGCACUGUCUGUGAUUUGCUUCUUAAAAGCAUCUCACGCAGAAAUCAGCUGGUCUGGGGAACUUGCAUACCCACUGCCAUCAAUAUUAGAAGAUCGGGUGUAUACAACCUCAUCUGAAGGCGAGACAGUCUCUUUACCAUGCAAGACAAGCUGUGAAUGCCGGGAAUCUGACAAGAUCACGUUGUCAUGGCAACAGAAUGGGCAACAGCUGGUAGCAGAUGCUAAUACGCGAAUACUAAAAGAUGGAACACUGGAAAUACAGAAUGUGACGAGUAGUUUAGAAAAUAUCGAAUUUAGAUGCGUGGCAAGUGUUGGGAACUGGUCUGUUACAAGCGUUGGCAGAAGAAUCAGAGUGUUUGGCGACAGUAAGAACCCGGUGAGUUUGCAGCCAAGCAGACAAUCGUUGCCCCCUAGAAAUACUCUUAUCUUGAGUUGUAAUGUCGAAUUAGUACCGGAUUCAAGCAUUCAGUGGUACAAGGACGGGGGACUGCUGACAUUGAAAGACAGUGUAAAGGCCAGCACGUUGCCAGGGGGGUUCCUAGUUGUGAGGAAUGUUGAUGCUAGCGAUGCCGGAUCUUACCAAUGCAGGGUGCGGAUGCAGGUUGGCAAGGAGUUUGCAAGUAACAAAGUAGACUUCGUUGUUGCUCCCCCUCUGGAGGUGCACACCCCACCUACCUUUAGUUACUGUCCUGAAAGCGUGGAUGUUACCGAAGGUCAAUCUGUGUCCAUACCAUGUGCAGCCACAGGGAGCCCAACUGCACUUGUCACUAUCUCACAUGAUGUACAACCAGUUCCGAACGUUGUUGCCACAGGCCUACAAGCUGCAGUGUACAGGAUAGAAAAAGUCGGACCAGGUCAUGCUGGAAAAUAUGUUUGCUAUGCAAAGUCCGGAGAAGCGAAGAUAACACGCAACAUUUGGCUCAAAGUGUUCUCGCGCCCAAAGCUGUCGCCAGCCCCUUCGAAACGAAAACUCACUCCCAGUAGGUUUCCUUUGUCCAUCACGUGUCCAGUCAUCGGUAAUCCACCGCCAAAAAUCACGUGGUACAAAGAUGGAAAGAGGCUGGCUGCCACAGAGCAAUUGAGGUUGGAUGACUCUGGUAGUGUGUUGAUCAAGUCAGUGCUACAAGAGGAUGUUGGGAUAUAUCAAUGCAUUGCGGCCAACAAGGUUGGCUUCGUAAGCCAUGCGACCUUUGUUUUUAUAGAUAACGCACUUAGGCCCCCAAUUAACGUGAAAGCCGUUGCAUUAUCUGCAACAUCUGUCAAUGUUACCUGGCAACCGAAUCCGUUGAACAACAACAACGCAGUACUCGCUCACAUUGUGUUCUACGAAUAUUUCACCAGCUCCCUGAAACGCGCGAAGAAAGAGCGCGUCGUUGGUGAGGUAUCGGCGACGCACUGGAAAAUUGACCAGCUACUUGGAGGACGACUCUAUUCCAUCUACCUGUCGACAUAUGGCCGAAAUGGACAAAAGAGCGGUAACUCUCAAGUUGCGCGUGUUAGGACACUUGAAAGUGUUCCAGGAAUGUCCCCGCGGCCACUAAAUGCAGUGAACCUUGGAAAUAAGACAAUUCGUGUUAUUUGGACGCCCAUACCUCCAGAAAUUGCUAACGGUCGCAUCACUCAGUAUAAAGUUGAAUAUGGAAUUGCUGGAUUCAACCGCGAGACUAUUUUCGUACCCGCGGGAAAAACGCAGGUUGAUAUCAUGGAUCUUGAACUUGGUGAACUGUACAUAAUCGAGGUUUCUGCAGCAACUAGCGCGGGAUUCGGCGAGGCAGCAAAAUCAACCAUCAAGACGGGUGACCCGGAAAUCGCAAGUGAGAAAGGCCCCCAAAUGGAACUGCAUCCUGUAAAUUCAUCAGCCGUUAAGAUCACGUGGACACUAAGGACAAGCGGCUACAUAACCGGAUUCAGAUUGGUUUGUGUACCUAUUGUAGUUGCGGAUUACUGGCACGAAGUUCGUAUAAUCAAUCUUAAAUCCGACGAACGCUUUUAUGUAAUGCGGAACCUCAAUUCUGAAAAGGAUUACAGAUUCGAGUUAAGGAUUGUUUCGGGCCCGGUCAUGAGUAAAUCAUCUAUUAUUAUCCACAGUGUUGAUAAGGCACCGGCAAUACCAGGUGAUCUGGAUUCUCUCAGGAUUUCGAAUCCGCGGGAUCCAGAAUGCGCGGUGAAAGACAACACUUCAAUCUUCUUAUCAUGGGUCGCCCCAAUGCGCGCCGCUGACGUUGAUCAUUAUGCCGUGAAUAUAGAACUAGGCGGGCGGCAGAUUGAGAAGUACAAGACUUAUCACACAAGAAACUUGCGUUAUCUUUUGAAGAAUCUGACGCGCGGCACAUGGUAUUAUAUCCGCGUCAAUGCCGUGGCCAAACAGCACCGUGUUGAUGAGGUGGCCCGGAAGAUCAAGCGGAAAAUAACUCUUCCGAGUUUUCAGAGUGAAAUUGUCGCAUGUAAAACGGCCGAAGCAAGACCCGGACCUCCCAAAAAUGUGUUCUGCAAUGUCAGCAAAAAUGCGCACACUGCUAAAGUCACGUGGUUGCCGCCAGAAUACCCACGUGGCCUAAUUACCAAAUAUGUCAUUCGAUACAAGCAUUUGGCGCGGAAAAUAAAAACAGAAUGGAAGACUGCAGUGGUUGUUAUGGAGCCAAAUUCAAAGGGUUAUCCCCUAUUUCAUAACCUCGAUGCAGAUUACUAUAAGAAAUAUCGAAUCGAGGUUUAUGCAGUGAAUAGUGCAGGAGGCGGCCAGAGUGUUGUUGUUGAGUCAUGCGCACUGAGGAAGGCAACGACAGUACCAACGGAAAUUAACGUCAACCAAUCAGAGAGCAGCAAUGAUUUGAUGUCAAGUGACACGAAACUUGGGAUUAUCAUUGGCUGUUCAAUUGCUUCCGUUUUUAUACUGACCUUUGUGGCUGUCUUCAUUUGGAAAAAUCCAUUCAGGGUCAAGUCUGCGGAGUGCGCCCAUGAAGACCAAAGCAAAGCCACCAAGAGUGGAUUGCACAACGAUGAGUUUUUAUAUUUACAAAGGUUAGCUGCCCUGGAGCACAAUUCUUUGUACAAGGAAGCCGAUUGCGGCUCAAGAUGUUCCGCUGGAUCAAAAAAUCCUAAUGGACGUACACCCGGUGAAAACGAAGCUGCCUCACAGCCGUUAAUGCCCAGGUACCAGACAGCAAUUGAGCUGACGGGGGGCUCUAGUGGGCAGCCUGUUUGUACUUGUACAUGUCUCCUGCAUGGGCGGUUACGCGGCCAACCGCUCAGUUCGCGCGAACAACGAGAGUUCAGUUCUACGCCCGCGAAUAACAGUGGUGUUGGUAGCCGCGGCGAUAUCAAGGAUCGAAAUAGCUUGCAAUCAAGUUCGAGCAGCAACACAACUGAUGAUAUAGAUUCGGCUGAAUCAGCUGAUAGUCGGACUCAGAUUCUUAGAAAGUCAACUGAGGCUCCAUCAUACGCUUUGAAGGAGCAUUCAGCGCCCAAUAGGAACACACUACAGCAAUCAGAGAGAGACAACUCUCUGCAAGUAUGAUAUAUCUUCUUACUUAGGCCAUUAUGGAAGGACCUCGUAUCCAGAUUGGCCUACAGAUUGUACACAAUGUAAACGCGGUCGUGAUAUUAUUGCGUAUAGUCGGACUGAAGUUGUAUCCAUUUGCAUCAUAAUCUAGUAAGAUUUUUAACAUAAAUGCCUUCUCCGAUGUCCUCUUGAGUUAGCCUCGGUAUGAAUCUGUCACCUGCUAGGCAACCAAUUAUGAUUAGUCACGUGUUGUGUACCGAUGAAUCAUCUGUAUCUGAUGAUUCAAUCAUAUUCAAUCGAUCAAUGAAUCACGUGUUGUCAGCGGUUGGGUCGGCCACUUUGGGAAUAUUCAAUAAAGCCAGAUCGGAGGCCUAUUGUGUUUGAUUUUAGGCUGGUUAAUUCUUAUUUCACCCAAGGGCUGAUUUCUGUUGUAAGUUUGUAUCCCAGAUCCUCCAGUUCGAGUAAAUUUUGCAUGCUAAUAAACGAGAUCAACGGUCGGCUAUUUAUUAGCACAAACCGGGUCCUACACCAAACUGUGGUAGAGCUUUAUGUAUUUUUAAGUUUCACGCUAAGGAAAACUCAACUUUGUAAUUUUCAUCCUAUUAUUAACACACAAAUAUCAUUACAAGAUUAUCAUUCAUCAACAUCUCAUCAACUCCCCCUUAAUUACAAUAACAAGACUUUUUAUACUAUUUACAGUGCGCAUGUGCAAUUACAACAAUAGAGUGAUAAACAAAGUAUUAAUCCUACUACAGUUUGGGGGGAGGGGGAGGGCCAGCCUAUUCUUUUGAUAAGAUGACAACACAUUUGUCCAUUAUUUUAGAACAAAAGACCAUUGUCUUCCAGAACAUUUGGUGCAACCGCCCACUUUUCUCCCCCCUUUUCCCCAUCUCCCCCUUCUCCCCCCUUCUCCCCCAUCUAGGUGUCCGUCACUGAAGCAAACCAAUCAUUAUCAAUGGCAAUCUAGACAUCGCCAUAUGAAACUAGCUUUACUUACUUAUAUUCGCAUUGUAUUCAGUUUUACCAAUACCCUUAAAUACCCCAAAUUGAACCCCCAAUAACUAGAACCCUACAUGACUCUAACCCCAAUGAUUCAAAGCCUCAACAAACUGCCAACCAAACAGACGGCAUGACCGUUUGUGAUCAAACUUGCUAGCCUCUGUUAGGUGCAGCAUCAUACCGAGGCUAAGUAGGUUAUAUUGGCCAUUGUAUGUCGGUAGCCGUCUUUAGCUAUUCAAAGUUCCCUAAACGACUUUUUGUAUUUAUGCAUAUUCUUAGUCAUAUUUUUUAAAUGUACUAUAAAUAUAUCUUGUAAAUCUGGUACCCAUGGUGAUACGAACUCAUUUGCCUUGUUUUCAUUAAUGUUUGCUUCGGCGGUAUUGUGUACCACUGGAGAUCACGUGAUCGUAUAGCUUAAGUUUUUAUCGUUUCCUGUUAUCCAAUUUUGAAUUUUGUCUGCGCUCCCUUCCCUUGUAUAUUUUCCAUUCCAAGCUCAGAAAUGGGCUGUCCAAUUAAUCAGGGGGAUGUCCUUUGAUCAAGGGAAUCCCCUCAUAGAGGAGAUUCCCUGAAAAACUGGAUUCCAUUCCAAGCUCAGAAAUGGGCUGUCCAAUUAAUCAGGGGAAUGUCCUUUGAUCAAAGGAAUCCCCUCAUAGAGGAGAUUCCCUGAAAAACUGGAUUGUGAUAUGUUGACUUUCUUCUCCGAAGUUAAAUUAGGCUCUUUUCUAUGCUCUAUAAGUCUAGUUGUCUAUGCUCUUUCUAUGCGACAUAAGUCUAGUUGGAUGACCGGUUGCAAUGCACUUUUUAUAAGAAUCUUUCAUCUAAUUUAAAUUUAUUUUGAUUUUAAUGAAAUCGUACUUCGUUGAGAAUGUGUAUAGGUAAACCCAUCGUAUUAUAAGUCUUCGUAGAUUAUUAUAUAUGGCCUUUGGUGUCAUUUCAAGGUCAUAGGGCCAAAAGUAAGGUCAAAUAACUUAGCCAGGGUCAAGGGUCAAAUUGUCACGUCUUUGUGAUCCACAGUGACUUCGAACAGUGACAUCAGCCACAUCUUGCUUAUACGUCAGCUCUACGACCCACGAGAGUAUCUCCUACCCUGCCUUCUGUCAUGCUCUGUUUAGAAAGAAAAAGACGAGUCAAAGGUCUGUAAGUUCAGAGUUGAGAGUUGAAACCCGUAGGAAAAUGGCCCGAAUCCCUCUUAUUGGCAGUUAUUCAUAGUAAACGUCCAUAUUAGUUCUUUAACCUUGGUAACCCGAAUCAGGGCUGUGUUUACUCAGCUACAGUUUUCGCAGUGUUUCAAAUACGCGGGUAUUGAGGUCAAAAGUUAAAGGUUGAAGGUGAUAAUUGAGAAAGGUUAGGGCUACAAGAGGGUAGCCGCUAGAAUGAAACUCCAAUUCUCGCUCAAAAGGUCAAAGAUUUUACUAUAAAUAGCCUCAAAAGACCAUGAUGUUAGGAAAACCUUUUAGGCAAAGCACAAAGCAGAGCCCUCAUGACCUCGUUAAAAGAUAUUCCAUCACCUUUGUAGUCUUGUGUAUAGCGCAUUGUUUUGUGAUAAUUAUUAUCCCGGUUAAAAUAUCAUCGAUCAUUGUGAUGAUUAUUACUAUCAAAAUAACAGUGUUUGUGAUACUGAUAUUGUCAUUUAAACAGUGUUUGUAAUUUUGAUGUUAUCAAUAUUACAGUGUUGUGAUACUGAUAUUGUUAAUAUUACAGUGUUUGUGAUACUGAUGUUAUCAAUAUUACAGUGUUGUGAUACUGAUAUUGUUAAUAUUACAGUGUUUGUGAUACUGAUGUUAUCAAUAUUACAGUGUUGUGAUACUGAUAUUGUUAAUAUUACAGUGUUUGUGAUACUGAUGUUAUCAAUAUUACAGUGUUGUGAUACUGAUAUUGUUAAUAUUACAGUGUUUGUGAUACUGAUGUUAUCAAUAUUACAGUGUUGUGAUACUGAUAUUGUUAAUAUUACAGUGUUUGUGAUACUGAUGUUAUCAAUAUUACAGUGUUGUGAUACUGAUAUUGUUAAUAUUACAGUGUUUGUGAUACUGAUGUUAUCAAUAUUACAGUGUUGUGAUACUGAUAUUGUUAAUAUUACAGUGUUUGUGAUACUGAUGUUAUCAAUAUUACAGUGUUGUGAUACUGAUAUUGUUAAUAUUACAGUGUUUGUGAUACUGAUGUUAUCAAUAUUACAGUGUUGUGAUACUGAUAUUGUCAUUAUUACAGUGUUUGUUAUUUUGAUGUUAUCAAUAUUACAGUAUUGUGAUACUGAUAUUGUCAUUAUUACAGUGUUUGUAAUUUUAAUGUUAUCAAUAUUACAGUGUUGUGAUACUGAUAUUGUCAAUAUUACAGUGUUUUUGAUACUGAUAUUGUCAAUAUUACAGUGUUGUGAUACUGAUAUUGUCAAUAUUACAGUGUUGUGAUAUUGAUGUUAUCAAUAUUACAGUGUUGUGAUACUGAUAUUGUCAAUAUUAAAGUGUUGUGAUAUUGAUGUUAUCGAUAUUACAAUUAUGUGAUUUUGGCGAUCAGUAUUACAGUGUUUGUGAUAUUAAUAUUAUCAAUAUUACAGUGUUUGUGAUUGGCGUCCUGCGAGACAAUGUCAUAUGUUACCAUUGAUAUCAAAGGCUGUUGAUACUCUACGUAAAAUAAUACAAACAGGAUUUACAUUGUCGUUGUCGUCAGUAAACUUAUCAUGGUCAGAGGUGCUAAAUGAACACCCCUCCCGCCUUUUGUAUAUUUUCCGAUUUUUCCGUCCUCCUCCCUGAGCUUUUUAGGACCCCCUUUUUUAUUGAUAAAAUACUUAACGAGCUAUUGUUAUUGUCAGAAACUUUGGGGCCCUGACCAGCUCGGGGCCUGGGACUACCGGCGUACGGAUGAGUCUUGCAAACAGUUUAGCUGCAAAAUGGAUAACGUAUGUUGUUGCGACGGUUUAAGAUAGGUCUUAACGUAUAUUCCAUACAUUCCGAAGUCCAGAAUCAUUGGUACCCUGACCAGCUCGGGGCGUUGGACUAUCUAAAAUGUAUAUUCCUACUCACUUCGGGUGUGAUGUAUGUUAUUUGUACAUAAUGACUUUGUUACCAUGGGAGUUAUUUAUGGUAUAACACUA